UCACAGACUGGACGUGAUGAUGUGGAGCCCCUCUGACGCGUCGUCACGUAAGAGUCUCCGCGAGUCCAGACCAGUCCUCCAGACCAGUCCAGACCAGUCCUCCAGACCAGUCCAGACCAGUCCAGUCCUCCAGUCCAGACCAGUCCAGACCAGUCCUCCAGACCAGUCCUCCAGACCAGUCCAGACCAGUCCUCCAGACCAGUCCAGUCCUCCAGUCCAGACCAGUCCAGGGUCCAGACAGAGAAGAGUCCAGCUGCAGCAUGAGUGUGUUGGUAGUGCUCCUCCUCUCCCUGGCCGUAGACGCUCAGAUGUACGGCAGCCUGCAGUCUCCAAACUUCCCUGACCCGUAUCCCAGGGAGACGGUUCUCCGAUGGAACGUCAGCGUUCCUGACGGCUUCCAGAUCAAACUGUACUUCAGCCACUUCGACCUGGAGCCGUCCUACCUGUGUGAAUACGACUACGUCAAGGUGGAGGCGGAGGGGGAGGUGCUAGCGUUGUUCUGUGGGCGGGAGGAGACGGACACGGAGGCGGUGCCAGCUCAGCAGAUCAUCACCUCCCCCAGGAACUCCCUGAGCCUCCUCUUCUCCUCCGACUUCUCCAACGAGGAGCGCUACUCUGGAUUCAUGGCUCACUACAGCGCUGUGGAUGUGGACGAGUGCAGCGAGCCGCCGGACGAAGACCUCCUCUGUGAUCACUUCUGUCACAACUAUAUCGGGGGGUACUACUGCUCCUGUCGCCAUGGUUACCUGCUGCACUCUGACAACCGCACCUGUAGAGUGGAGUGCAGUGACGGUGUGUUCAUGGAACGCUCCGGCGUUCUCAGCAGCGUAGAUUUCCCGUCUCCGUACCCGAAGAGCUCAGAGUGUUGGUACCGGAUCGAGGUGGAUCCGGGCUUCAGGCUCCUCCUCCAGUUCGACCCCCGCUUCGACGUGGAGGACCACCCUGACGUCAGCUGCCCCUACGACCACGUCAGGAUCACAGCGGGCAGCAGACAGUUCGGUCCGUUCUGUGGAGAUCGACCUCCAGGUGAGAUUCAGACAGACAGCAACGUCGUCAGCGUGUUCUUCCACAGCGACAACUCCGGAGAGAACCGGGGCUGGAGGCUCACAUACACAUCUACAGGAAGUAAGUGUCUGGCACCUGACACCCCCCCCAAUGCCCUGCUGACUCCCGUCCAAUCAGAAUACUCAUUCAAAGACCACAUCCUGUUCACCUGUUCACCUGGAUACACACUGCUGAAGGAUGGAGAGAGUCUGGAUCAUUAUCAGAUGGACUGUCAGUCUGAUGGAUCGUGGAGCAGCAGUCCUCCUCGCUGUCAGAUGGUGGAUUGUGGGAGUCCAAAGGUGGUGGCCAUGGUCGACUUGGUGUUUGGAAGUGAUGACAACAGCACAAAGUUUGGCUCGACUGUUCACUACGUCUGCAGGGAGGACAGCUUCCAGCUCAACACCAGCAACAGUCUCUUCAGAUGUGGUCUAAGAGGAGAGUGGGUGAACUCAGAAUCAGGAACAAGACUGCCGAGCUGUCUGCCAGCCUGUGGACGGCCGUCCCGCUCCUUCCCCCCUCAUGUGAAGCGGAUCGUGGGAGGUCGCGGGGCCGAGCCCGGAUUGUUCCCCUGGCAGGUUCUGCUCAGUGUGGAGGAUCUGUCCCGGGUCCCAGAAGACCGCUGGUUCGGUUCCGGGGCCCUGCUUUCCCAGUCCUGGGUCCUGACAGCGGCCCAUGUCCUGAGGUCCCAGAGGAGGGACACCAGCGUUGUCCCCGUGGCCCCUGAACACGUCAAGGUGUUUCUGGGUCUCCAUGAUGCUGCAGACAAACGUCUGGCCACCAACCGUUCGGUGGAGAAAAUCUUCCUCCACCCGAACUUCGAACCGGACAACUACAACAACGACAUCGCUCUUCUGAAGCUGGAGGAGCAGGUGGAGUUUACCGAGUUCAUCGGGCCUGUGUGUCUGCCUCCACCUCACAACCAGGAUGACCCCCCCUCACCUCUCCCUAACUCUCUUGGUGUAGUUGCUGGUUGGGGAAUCUCCAACCUCAACACCUCCUCCUCUUCUGGUGACCCCACCAAACUGACCUCUGACUCCGAGAUGACCUCUGACCUUUUGCAGUAUGUGAAGCUACCAGUGGUUUCUCAGGACGAGUGUGAGGCGAGCUACGCCUCUCGCUCCGUCAGCUACAACAUCACCGCAAACAUGUUCUGCGCCGGUUUCUUGGAGGGCGGGAGGGACACCUGCCUGGGGGACAGCGGUGGGGCAUUUGUGAUGGAGGACGGGGUCAGUAGGAGGUGGGUGGUGUUUGGUUUGGUGUCCUGGGGCGGGCCGGAGGACUGUGGGAGUCAGAGGGUGUACGGAGUCUACACCCGAGUAGCUAAUUAUGUGGAGUGGAUACAGAAGCAGCUUAAGACUGGCCCCUUGUGGUGAGACAGGUGUGGAUGCAGGUGGAGAGACAGGUGGUGAAGACUGACCUCCCUAUCCUUUGUCCUCACCGUCCAGUGGAGCUGUCCCCUCUGACUUCAAAACUGCUUCUCUCCCCCCAAAUCCUCAAGACACCUGGUCUUGAUCACGCCUACCUGAACCACUACCAGCCAACCUCCAACCUUCAACCCACAGACCCUUGAAUUUCUCAUUGCCACACAACUCCAAACAAACCUGCCCUCAGGUAACCUAUAUGAACCUCUCCAGUCUGUAUUUUGCCCCCUCGCCUCUGCUGACACCGGGGCUCUCAUCCUCCUUGAGCUGGCCCACUCCUCUGUCCCUUCCACAGCCAAACAAGGUGUUCCCUAAGGUUCUGUCUUCACCCCACUCCUCUGUCCCAUCCACAGCCAAACAAGGUGUUCCCCACAGUUCUGUCUUCACCCCACUCCUCUGUCCCAUCCACAGCCACACAAGGUGUUCCCCACAGUUCUGUCUUCACCCCACUCCUCUGUCCCAUCCACAGCCACACAAGGUGUUCCCCAAGGUUCGGUAAUCAGCCCACUUCUCUGUCCCAUCCACAGCCAAAUAAGGGGUUCCCCAAGGUUCUGAACUCGGCCCAAUCCUCUGUCCCAUCCACAGCCAAAUAAGGUGUUCCCCAAGGUUCGGUAAUCAGCCCACUCCUCUGUCCAAUCAACAGCCAAAUAAGGUGUUCCCCAAGGUUCUGUACUUGGCCCACUCCUCUGUCCCAUCAACAGCCAAAUAAGGUGUUCCCCAAGGUUCUGUACUUGGCCCACUCCUCUGGCCCAUCAACAGCUAAACAAAGUGUUCCCCAAGGUUCUGUCCUCACCCCACUCCUCUGUCCCAUCCACAGCCAAAUAAUAAUAAAUAAUAAUAAUAAUAAUUAAGCCUUUAUUAGUCCCACAAUGGAGAAAUUAUUUCUCUGCAUUUAACCAUCCCGGAGGAGCAGUGGGCUGCAAUGAAGCGCCCGGGGAGCAACUUGGGGUUAGGUGUCUUGCUCAAGGACACUUCGGCAUGUUGCCAGUAGAGGGGUUUGAACCACCAACCUUGUGGUUACGGGACAAGCGCUCUACCUCAUGUGCCACAGCCGCCCCAAUAAGGGGUUCCCCAAGGUUCUGAACUCGGCCCAAUCCUCUGUCCCAUCCACAGCCAAAUAAGGGGUUCCCCAAGGUUCUGUACUUGGCCCACUCCUCUGUUCCAUCCACAGCCAAACAAGGUGUUCCCUAAGGUUCUAUACUUGGCCCACUCCUCUGUCCCAUCAACAGCCAAACAAGGUGUUCCCCAAGGUUCUGAACUCGGCCCACUCCUCUGUCCCAUCCACAGCUAAAAAAAAGUGUUCCCCAAGGUUCUGUCUUCACCCCACUCCUCUGUCCCAUCCACAGCUAAACAAGGUGUUCCCCAAGGUUCUGUACUCGGCCCACACCUCUGUCCUAUCCACAGCCAAAUAAGGGGUUCCCCAUGGUUCUGUACUCGGCCCACUCCUCUGUCCAAUCCACAGCCACACGAGGUGUUCCCCAAGGUUCUAUACUCGGCCCACUCCUCUGUCCCAUCCACAGCCAAACAAGGUGUUCCCUAAGGUUCUGUACUUGGCCCACUCCUCUGUUCCAUCAACAGCUAAACAAGGUGUUCCCCAAGGUUCUGAACUCGGCCCACUCCUCUGUCCCAUCCACAGUCACACAAGGUGUUCCCCAAGGUUCUGUACUUGGCCCACUCCUCUCUCCCAUCCACAGCCAAAUAAGGUGUUCCCCACGGUUCUGAACUCAGCCCACUCCUCUGUCCCAUCCACAGCUAAACAAGGUGUUCCCCAAGGUUCUGUACUCGGCCCACUCCUCUGUCCUAUCCACACCCAAAUAAGGGGUUCCCCAAGGUUCUGUACUUGGCCCACUCCUCUGUCCCAUCCACAGCCACACAAGGUGUUCCCCGAGGUUCUGUACUCGGCCCACUCGUCAUCAUUAUCUACAUCCUCCCUCUCCAUCUGGACUUCCAUUGAUAAAUGGAAUGAUCCUUGAACCCACCUUCACCCUCCAACCCUAUAUUUGCCAAAUUUUCAAAUCAUCCUCCUGUUACCUUCGUGAUAUGGCUAAGAUGCGGCCCUCUCUUGCAGACGGACCGACGGACUAAAGAUGUUUUUUUUAGUUUCUGAGACUUUAAUGUUGUCAUGAGUAUUUCCACUUAAGACCAGAACUCAACACUCCUCGUGUUGGUUUGUUUGU
This is a messenger RNA of Anoplopoma fimbria (sablefish), 4642 nucleotides long. It is a transcript of the gene masp1, whose product is annotated as MBL associated serine protease 1. Gene Ontology annotation, cellular component: blood microparticle; extracellular region. Gene Ontology annotation, molecular function: calcium ion binding; serine-type endopeptidase activity. Gene Ontology annotation, biological process: zymogen activation; complement activation. NCBI's taxonomy places the organism in Eukaryota, Metazoa, Chordata, Actinopteri, Perciformes, Anoplopomatidae. The transcript has 13 exons. The coding region runs from base 261 to 2417 and encodes 718 amino acids. The record is from RefSeq and is a predicted model, not a curated record.